Molecule: messenger RNA, 855 nt
Organism: Peronospora belbahrii
Lineage: Eukaryota; Oomycota; Peronosporomycetes; Peronosporales; Peronosporaceae
Source: the annotation of a GenBank genome assembly
AUGACAUCGCAACAAGUGGCUCUGAAAAUCGCCUUCAAUGGCGACAUUCAUCGUCUACGCGUGGAUCUACGCGAUUUCUCCUUGACGCAUCUCACGCAAAUCAUGGCAACGACCUUUCAUCAGCCUGUAGGUGACUUUGUAGUGCAGUAUCGCGAUCCCGAGGGCGACUGCGUAAACGUAACGACGGACGCCGAGUUUCAGGAAGCUGUGCGCGUUUUCAUGAGUACUCAGGAUUCCAUCAAGUCACUCAAGUUCUCUGCCAUUACAAGACGUCAGGUAGAGUUCCAAGAGCAAGUAGUGGAUCCUCUGAUUACGUCCGUGGAACACCUCAUGCAAGCACUGGCCGUGAUGGUCGAGAAGCUCAAACAGGACGCCACUCCCGCUCCUACCACAAAGGUGACACUAAAACCGAUUAUGAAAGACAAUGCUGGUGAGUUACCCAAGACUGCAGCUGGAGGCUUCUCGAGCUUUGCUCAGGGUUUUGUGGGUCAGAUUAAUCGUUUUAUUCCAGAGAAAAAAGCAGGAGAGGCGACAGCAGCUCCAGUUGCGGCUGCGUUUGCAGUGCCGGUGGCAACAUGCAAGCUGGAAGAGAAGCAACAGCAGCCGCUGCUGGAUGUGGUGACUGUGCCACCGUCUGCUUGCGUAGAGGACGCUCCACCUGCUCAGGAUACGGAAGAGACGUUGUCCGUUGCAUCAUCCGUGGCUUUUUCCGAGUCUGAAGUCAAAUGGGCUGAUCAAUUGUCGAUUGUCAAUGGCAUUUUCCCAAACAGGAGUCCGGCACGCAUUAUCGACAUUCUGGAGAAGAGUGAUGGUGAUUUGAAUGUUGUGCUGAAUGUGUUAACGGAGGAGAAUUAA